GAUAGAGGAUGAAAAACCAGAUUUUCUCCACUCACUAUAUAUUGUGUUCACAACGCUUGUUCAUGCCAGUAGAAAACUUGCGGUGAGCGAAGGGAAACCAUGGCAUCACUAAGGCUUACACUGUGUGCUGUUUUUGUUGUGGUUUUAAUGGCAGCACUUGAAGUGAAGUCAGAACCCAUUAUAUGUAGGGUCAACUACCCGAAGGCAGGGAAAUGUCCCGCCUAUCUAAGCUUACAAAAUUACCCUGCCGAUACCCCUCCGUCAAGUGCCCGCUGCGAAUGCGCCACUGACUACGACUGCCGGAGAGGCCACCUGUGUUGUGAGGGUCAGGGCGGGUUCACUUCCAGUUGCUACGAACCCGAAGCAUAGGAGCCGGAGUUUCGACUCGUGGGUUGGCGAGUAAGGAGAGAUUUGUAUCUGAUGAAGUAAAAGAGAGAAUGUCA
Penaeus monodon (black tiger shrimp) is the source of this 443-nucleotide messenger RNA. RefSeq lists its product as uncharacterized. The transcript is spliced from 3 exons. Lineage: Eukaryota; Metazoa; Arthropoda; Malacostraca; Decapoda; Penaeidae. Gene Ontology annotation, molecular function: peptidase inhibitor activity. The record is from RefSeq and is a predicted model, not a curated record. Bases 100 to 369 code for a protein of 89 amino acids. Gene Ontology annotation, cellular component: extracellular region.